Messenger RNA from Tuber aestivum (summer truffle), 1108 nucleotides. NCBI's taxonomy places the organism in Eukaryota, Fungi, Ascomycota, Pezizomycetes, Pezizales, Tuberaceae. The record is from the annotation of a GenBank genome assembly.
ACACCGCAAUGGCUAUCCGGCCACUCUCCUUCUUCAGGCUUUCCCGCACAUACACCAGCCUCACCUCCCCCUCCACUUCAAUAGCCACCGAUGCGAUUCCACCACCUCCAACUCUCCCAGGUUUAUCGCCGACCCAACCACGAACCGUCAAGUCCCCGUACACGCGAAAAACCCAACUCUUCAGAAUCUACCUCUCCCUCCUCCGCUCGACGCCUCUGAUGGUCUUUUUCCAGCACAACAACCUCCGUGCAGUAGAAUGGAUAGCAAUCCGCCGGGAACUCCUCUUCGGCCUACGAAAGAUCGACCCGACGUCCACGCUACCGGAGUUGACCCGCAUCACGGUUCUAAAGCCAGCAAUUUUCGCCACGUCGUUCCGUGCCCUGGAGGGGUACGAUUGGCAGCACAAGCGCAGCUCGGAGCCUGGUGGCAGCAAAAUAAUCGCGAAGGAGACGGAAACACUCAAGGAGACGCACCCGCUCUCACCCGUGCUAACAGGUCCUAUUGCCGCGCUGAGUUUUCCGAGUGUUGAGCCGACGCACCUGAAGGCCGCGCUUGAUAUUCUGUUUCCGCUGAAGAACCCCAGGAAGGGGUUGGAUCCAUUGGCCGUCAGCGGGCUACAGAAGUUUGUCAUGCUGGCUGGGUGGGUUGAUGGGCAUGUCUAUGGAGGCAGGAACGGGGAAGGUAGAGUCAUGGAUGUCGACUUGAUCCGCGUGUUGGCGCUGUUGCCGGACGUUAACACCCUCCAUGGGGAAUUGCUGGCUAUGUUGAGGGGGGCUGGUGGUGCGGAUUUGAUUAUGAAUUUGAGUAAUGCUGGGGUUGGGUUGACGAGAACUGUGGAUACGUAUAGGAAGAUGCUGGGUGGAGAGUUGGAUUCGGACGGGAAGCCAGUUGAGGCUAACGCUGGGGGCGAGGAGGAGAAGAAGGGGUAACUGAUACAUCAAUUGUUUUUCUUGUACAUUCCAUAGAUGUUGUAAAUAUCCAGGUUAGAUGGAAUCCUUGUUGGAGGAAGCCAUAUUGCUCAAUUCUGGCGCGUCAGCCGUGGGCUUAAACCUACACGGAGCUUGAUCUCAGUCUCUGAUACUACAUAGCAUUCAGGUACAAUUCCUAC